AGCUGCAAAGCUCUAUAUUGUUUGGGACUUUGGGUCCUCUGCAUCAUCUGUGAUUGUGAAGAAAUGGGACGUACCAAGAACAUUGCUCGUAAAUCAACCCAUGGUGCUCACCUCAAGCCACACCGCACUCCUCCGCGUGGUGGGAAAUCAGUGAAGAGGCUUCUGAUGGAUACUCCAAGCACCACCUCUGAAGAAGCAAGUGCUCUGGUUCUGCCCAACCUUGAGAAAUUCUCUAACACUGACCUCAGAGCUGGGCUUUCUCUACUCUAUGCUUCUAUUGGGUCCUGCUCGACUGCUCUGGUGGAGAGGUAUGAUGCUACAGUAAGAGAAGUUUUAACGAAGGAGUACAAUCAAGCUUUGGAGGAGCGAGAUUCGGCCUUGAGCGAGCUGGACAAUAUGGGAGCAGAGCUAAUGGAGGUUCAAAGCAGCUUCUCCAAGGCACAGGCUGAGUUCGAGUCAGGCAAGAGGGCAUGGGAGGCUGAGAAGAAGGAAUUGACUAAGAGACUUAAUAAGGAGUUCAAGAUCUUUGGAAGAGAGCUAAACAAGGUCGUUCAGAACUUGUCCAAGACCCAGGCUGAGCUUGAGCAGAGGUACAAGGAACAUGACAGCUUGGAAUUAGGGAAGAAAGUUUGGGAGGCCGAGAGGAAUGAAAUGGCGGAGAAGAUAGAAAUGGCGGAGAAGGAAAAGGAAAAUGCAUAUUGCAAAGGGUACCUGGAUGGGUGGUUCAAGAAGCCCCAUGCCUAUGUCCUCGCAUGGCAUGAGGCCAAAUUGGCCGCUGAGGUUACUGAUCAUUGUGUUUUGCAGAUGAUGAGAAAAUUACCAAAAUCACAAGUUUAGAGGUUACAUGUCAUACUACGGGAAAUUCUACAAUAUAUCCAAGAGUUACUGAGGUAGUGCUAAUCUUAUCAGCAUUUCUGUCAACGUUGCAGGUUCUAUUUUGUUGACAAGGGUUCAUGGAUCGGAGUUCACUUUUUUUCUAACCCAUGUCUAUUACACUGUUCGGCUUCUUGUCUGUUUAUAUAAGACUCGAUAGAGCUUUUAUUCACACAAUGAAACUAUGACACUAGUCACUAAUUAGCUUCAGCUUUAUAUG
Fragaria vesca subsp. vesca is the source of this 1093-nucleotide messenger RNA. RefSeq lists its product as uncharacterized. The transcript has 4 exons. NCBI's taxonomy places the organism in Eukaryota, Viridiplantae, Streptophyta, Magnoliopsida, Rosales, Rosaceae. The coding region runs from base 64 to 837 and encodes 257 amino acids. The record is from RefSeq and is a predicted model, not a curated record.